GUCUCAUUCGCCUCCGCAACAACAUGAAUGGACGGAUGUUCAGUUAACACAGUUUGUGUCUCGGAGGUCCUUUGCCUUUGCAUGAAAACUGUCCUCUUUAUACCCAGCUAAAGUUUCGGGUACGUUGUAGAGGAAACCAGAACCCACGUAAUUUUUUUGCAUCUCCCCUCCGCCGGUCGUCGUUGCUGAUUUGAGAUGUUUGUCAUGCCUUAGCGCAUUCGCUCAUGAGAUCGAUCGGCAUUAGAGUUGGAUGAUCUAAGUUUUGUUUGAGCUAAUUUAGAAAUGGCCGGAGGUGGCGCAACCGCCGGAUCGAGGGAGCUCGAUCAGACGCCGACGUGGGCUGUCUCGGCUGUUUGCGCUGGCAUCGUCUUGAUUUCCAUCUUAUUAGAGAAGGUUCUUCAUUCUGUGGGAACGAUAUUUCGUAAAAAGCGUAAGGCGGCCAUGUUAGAAGCGCUUGAAAAGCUGAAAGGAGAACUCAUGGUUCUGGGAUUUAUUUCGCUGCUAUUGACGUUCGGGCAAAACUACAUAGCUAAAGUCUGCAUUCCAGAACAUGCGGCAGAUACGAUGUUACCAUGCCCCCUUGCUCACUCUAGCCAAUAUGGAGACAAUGAGGCUGGUGAGAAGGGGGGAGGAGGAGGAGAAGUAGCAGAAGCAGGAGGAGGAGGAGACAGCGGCGGUGAACAUCACCGCCGGCUCCUCUGGUACGUGCAUAGGAUCUUAGCGGCUGACAGUGGAGGCGCAGGUUGUAAAGCGGGGUACGUGUCAAUGGUCUCCGUUAAUGCGUUGCAUCAGUUACACAUUUUCAUUUUCUUUCUAGCAGUGUUCCAUGUUCUAUAUAGCGCAGUGACCAUGACACUUGGAAGAUUGAAGAUUCGCGGAUGGAAAGUGUGGGAGCGGGAGACAAUGACUGAUUUUGAGUUCUUGAACGAUCCUUCAAGGUUUAGGCUCACCCAUGAGACAUCGUUUGUAAGAGAACACAGUCACUUGGGGAACAAGACACCGUUUCUCUUUUAUAUCGUAUGCUUUUUCCGGCAAUUUUUUCGGGCGGUUCGUAGGGCUGACUACUUGACCAUGAGACAUGGAUUUGUUACGGUUCAUUUAGCACCGGGGAGCAAAUUCGAUUUUCAAAAGUACAUAAAACGGUCACUAGAAGAUGACUUCAAAGUAGUGGUCGGAAUCAGUCCGCCUUUGUGGGCUUCUGUAGUGAUCUUCCUACUUAUGAAUGUCCACGGUUGGCAAGCUAUGUUUUGGCUGUCUAUUCUACCUGUAGUGGUGAUCUUAGCUGUCGGGACGAAAUUGCAAUCUAUCAUAACACAGAUGGCUCUUGAGAUCCAAGAGAGACACGCUGUAGUUCAAGGGAUACCCCUCGUACAAGUCUCCGACCGGCAUUUUUGGUUUGGUUGGCCACAGUUAGUGCUAUAUCUAAUCCAUUUCGUCCUAUUUCAGAACGCAUUCGAGAUUACCUACUUCUUUUGGAUUUGGUAUGAAUUCGGUCUGAAAUCCUGCUUUCACGACAAUUUUACCCUUGUCGUGAUACGGGUUGCACUGGGGGUUGGGGUCCAAAUUCUCUGCAGUUACAGCACACUCCCCCUAUAUGCUCUUGUCACUCAGAUGGGAUCGACCAUGAAGAGAUCGAUCUUUGACGAACAAACUUCGAAGGCCCUGAAACAGUGGCACAAGAACGCCUUAAAGAAGAAGACUGAUGGGAAAGCAGAACCUCAGACUAGGACUCUGGGUGGAAGCCCUGGAGAUUCGCCCGAGCAUUCACCAACACAUGCACACCAAACUCAUCCUAGAAAGAUCCGUCCCUCGGAUAACGACACACGGUCUCUGGACACCAAUGCUGCUAGCAUCACAGCUAGCGUGGAUGUUCCUGGGGAACGCAAUCCCCAGAAUAAUGAAAAAGGCUUUCCGUUCCGUCAGCAAGAUCUACUGUCCAGUCCUUAAUCAUAUAAUUAGCUUCGGCAGUUGCAAUUUUCUCAUAAAAACUGCGAGCAUGCUGAGAAUCGUCUCGCCACGAUGCCCUCCAAAGUCGAAGGUGGAUGUUUGUUGUGGUUGUGGGGGUGUCCUUGUUUCUUGAUUAGGUACUAUUUAUCCCGCAAACUGAUAAAAGGGAAGUCAAUGCCAUCAUCUGUCGAGCCACAUGCCUUGUUUCUGCAUCGGCUCGAGUACUUUCCGAAGCAAAAAAAAAAACCCAGGAACCGAAUCUUGUAGGUAGUAUUCUCAAAAAUUUUGUGUACAAUUGUGGAGUGGUUUGUAGGGUACCAAAGUUCUGCUCCCCAGUCAGCACCUGAUUGUGCUUGGUCAUAUUACUUGCAAAUGUGUUGGAAAGUUGAUUCUCUUGCUUACUGAUGAGUGAUGACUUGAUCACAGAAUGCGAAACCUGUAAAUUACAUUACUUGAUGGUUGAGUAUAUAUAUUCAUGCGACUCCAA
Messenger RNA from Syzygium oleosum, 2434 nucleotides. Its product is annotated as MLO-like protein 9. The transcript has 16 exons. Gene Ontology annotation, cellular component: membrane. Bases 283 to 1947 code for a protein of 554 amino acids. The record is from RefSeq and is a predicted model, not a curated record. Gene Ontology annotation, biological process: defense response. Lineage: Eukaryota; Viridiplantae; Streptophyta; Magnoliopsida; Myrtales; Myrtaceae.